UUUUUGACUCACUUAAAAAGUUUGGACACCCCUGCUCAACAGAAUCUGUUGCUCAACAGAUUCGUAAAUAUUACUUCUAGUCAGAAGAAAUAUGUUGGUAAAAUUAGAUGACUACUGAAUAUUUUGGGAUUCAACCUUUCGCUGUUGGCCUGUUAGCCACAGUUUUUACUCCACGCUGUUGUUUUUUAGGUGGUGAAACUUUAAACUGCCGCGCAAGUAGCUACUCAACAGGUGGGUGCUAGCUAACCAAAGAAGGAGUGAGUUGCUAGGUAACCAAAGAACGAGCGAGUUGCUAGGUAACCAAAGAACGAGUGAGUUGCUAGAUGAGCACAACUGGAAUAAAUUGAAAAUAUGUUGAUACUUUUUGUUCUAGAACUUGUGCGACUCAGAAUAAGUUUUCUAAUAUUUCUUAUGAAAGGCUCCACCGCCACUUCAGCCCCUCCUGCUGGCCACUAGUGUCCGACAAGCGCCGCUCCACCUGCCCCAGCCCCGGGGAGGAGGACCCGCCCUGUGAAAGUCCAGCUCUCGGGGCAGGAGGAGCGCAGCAGAGGGAGGCAGGUGAAAUCUGGCCCGACAGGUCUGAUGGGAACACAGACACGCUGCCAGACAGAGGCAGGGGAGGUGACUGACUUGCAGUCACAGCAGCAGACGCAGGGUGGAUCUGGCGUAGAGGUAGCGGACCUUUGAACCUCGGGGCCCUCUGGACUCCCAGCAGCAGGCCUGACUGAGUGGAAUUUCCCUCCUCUUCGCUGCCUGGAGCCGGGGGCAGAUGGUCGCACUGAAAGCCUGAGCGGAACCCAGGAAGGAGAGUGAGAGGAAGGGUGGGAGAGACGGGGGGCUGGAGAGAGGGAGACGAAGACAGGCGAGUCGGACCGGAGAGUAGAGGAGACAUGCUUCACUACGGUUCCAGACCAAGGGUUACCACCACCACCACCACCACAGAGGACUCUGCAACUCCUUCCAGCGAGAGGAGGGUCCUCAGGUUGACUCUGCUUGCAGGAAAUGGUGGAAAGAAGGAGGAAAAAACUGCAGACACAGCUGAGGCAGAGAAUCCUAUCAAGGAAACAUGGAAGAAGAAGAACGGGCUGAUCCACAGAGAGCGACCGGCUGGCAUGGAGUCGCCUCAGCAGCACCUCAGAGACGCAACCAAUGGGGCGCCGGCGACCUCGCCACAGCAUCAUGGGCCCAGGGUGUACGGCGUAGUGCAGAGGACGAGCGCGGACAGACGGCAGGAGCUGAUGGCGCGCGAGUGGACCGUCGACCACCUUCACGAUGAGAUGAAGUACAUCCGGGAGGUGAGGGACUCUCUGGAAAAAGUGAGAGAACGGAUGUACGGGCAGUUUGGAGGAAUGCAGCAAUCCAUGGAGAAGCUUUCACGGGAAAUCAGGGCUGCCAACGCACACCGGAAAACAUUGGAGUCUGAGGUGAAGGUUCGUACCACAGCCAUGGAGAACUUUGAUCAGAUGAACAGCUCCCUUAUAUCUGCAAACAUCAGCCUGCAGAAAUCCCUCUUGGAGAACUGUCAGAACAGAGUGGACAUGAAAGACGAGGUGAAGAGUUUGCGGAGCACCUACGAGAAAACUCAAGAAAAGCUCAGGGACAAGGAGCGGGAGCUCGCCGCAGCGCAGGCUGAGAACCAAACGCUCAGACUUCAGGUGGAGUCUUCACAGGAGACAAACACCCGCGCCGUGCAGGAUCUCACCGCAAAGCUCCAGAGAGAGUACGAGGAAAAACUGCAGCGCGAACAACAGAAACACAGAGAAGAGAUAGAAAACCUACAGGCCCAGCUAGAUGAAUACAUCAGGCGGCUGGAGGAAGCAGAGAGGAACCUCAGGACUGCAGAGGCGAAGAUCGCUGAGCGAGACCAGCGGAUCGUUGAAGUAGAGCGUCUCCUGAGCUGCAUGGGGAUGGAGAAGAGCCAACUCCAGCAGAAGCUGCAGGAGUGCGAACAGCGUAUCCGUUUGUUAGAGCUGACGGACCAAACAGACGCAGCCGCAGCCAAAAAGUACAAGUUAAAUUCCCCCUCUUCGUCAAAGCAGCUGCAGGAAGAAGCCGUGGAACUGCGUGAGCGAAUCAAGCACUUGAACGACAUGGUGUUCUGCCAGCAGAGGAAAGUCAAGGGAAUGAUCGAGGAAGUUGAAUCUCUGCGAGCUCGGGUUGCUCAGAAGGACAUGUUCAUUUCAGAGCUUCUUGACAGAAUCGCAAUAGUGGAGUGUGAGAAUAAUGAAUUAGAAGACAAGCUGAAGUAUUUUAUGUCCACACAGAAUAGGCCUCAAGAGAUUUUGGAAAGACGAGACGUAGGAGUAGGCUGCGAUCUGCUCCCCAGACAUGAAGUGCAGAGGCACGAUGUUGAAUCUGUCCAUCUUCAUUCCACCCCACCUACAUCACCUGUCCAACCUUCAUCACCAGUUAACGCUACAUCACCCACUCAACCUCUGUCACCGACAGAACCUUCAUCGCCCACAUCUUGGGCCCCAUCUUCUUCCCGGCCUUCAUACCUAUCAUCCUUGCAGUACCCAUCGUUCAGACUAACAACGCCCAUCCAGCCACGGACAUACAGUUCAACUAACCCUCCACCCAGCAGGCUGGAGACCAGUUUGUUAAAGUACUCUCCUGGUCAGUACAGCCAAUACCUGCAGUCCAGCAACCCGGCGAUGAACGGUGUGUCCUCUGAGUCUGACCCCGUUGUGAGUCCGGUCCCGUCCGGAAGAGACGAGGUGGAUGCAGAACCGGAAACAGACUCUGCUACACAAACCAAACCACAGGCGGUCACGUCUUCCACCUCGUCUUCUCGGCCGCGAUCAAGGCUGCAGGUUUCCUCACCCUUCAUGAAACUGAUUGGACACAACCUGAAGGAUAAGCACUGAUUGAUUUUAAGGGUUCAAAAUUUAGGAAAUUCUAAAUAAUAAUUACAUUUAUUUUGCUCCUUUUUUAUUGUUUGAGGUUUUUUUUCUGGUUUAUCAGAUCUUGUAGACAAUUUCAGGAGAAAAUAUGCAGCUUUCUGAGUCGAGUCAUUUACAGUUAAGCCCAAAGUUGUUCAUAUCCCUCAGUGUAGGGCUGGACGAUUGUAGCUGAAAAACUUAUGGGUUUGAUAUUUUUGUUUUAAAUAUCUAAAAUAUUGCCAAAUUGGUUGCAGGACCUUUCCUGUUUUAUUCUCAGUUUUUACUCCAUGUUGUUCUUUUUUUUUUCAGCAGCUGUGAGUGGUGAAACCUUAAACUGCUGCUGCUUAAGUUACUCAACAGGUCGUUGCUAGGUGACCAAAGAAGGAAUGAGUUGCUAGGUAACCAAAGAGUGGCUAAAACUUUCCUCUAAAUACAUCUCCCAGAAUGCUGUGCGGUUCUGGCUGUGAAUUCAGUGAAUAUUCUAUAUUAUUGAAUAUUCUAUCAGAUGUAUUAUCUAUUGAUAUUGACCAUGUGGGCUGUGAUGUAUAUUGCUAUAGAUUUAAUAUCCAGCUCUACCUCAGUGACAGAUUUAUAUUUGAAGUGACCUUUAAUUGUACCAUCAUGUUUCUUCUGACAAUAAGUAAUGUUUUGCAGUGGCCCAGUCAAAGUCUCAGCUAUAACCUGAGUGUGGGGCUUGAGUCUGGGAGGCCUUGCAACCUUAAAAACACAAACAUGUCAAAAUACCAGUGAGAACAUGCCCAAACCUGCUCAGUAAUUAUAAAAAGUUUUAUAUUGUCAUAAAAAGUUUUUCUAUGAAUUAUUGGAAAUGGUAUUGAUCAUUUUCAGUGUGCCAUUUUUCAAAAAUGUAAAUAGAAACUUUUAUUUUUAAAAUAAUAUUCUUCUUAAAGUGUUUCCCAACUGGAAACAAACUUCUGGUUUAAAUUAAAUUAACUUUAAAUCUAAAUCCGUCUGGAGUAUGGACACCUAUCGGCUUAACUGUGAUUCAUUUGGAUUAAAAACAUGAAAAUGUGCUGCUUAUUGUUCUAAUUUACAGUGAAUAAAGCUUUUACAAACUGAUUUGAACAAGUAAAAAUGAAGUUUAUGAAACACAUUAAUGAAUCUUUGUUACCCCUGGUGAACUUUUGUCACUUUUUCUGUUUGUUAAUCACAAUGGUAAAAGUUAAAAUCAUAAUACAUCUUAUUGUCUCCAUGGAAAAGAGUGUUAUUGAUGAUGUCUGAAGUCAGCAGCUUUUGUAAUAAUACAUGUUGCUCUCAGUGAGAUGUAAUAAACUGGAUUAAUAUUUUAAUGUGUUUUUAAAUGCAGUCCAUUUUCCACGCUUAUUGAGCUAAAAAUAUCUGUCCUGGUUAGGGAUUGAUAUGGUUAUUGGUUGUAUUUCUAAAUGUUUUUUAUUUGUAUAUAUUAAAUGAUAUAUUUUGCUAUUGUUCAUGGCCUGUAAAUAAUAUUUAUUAACUUGCAUUGUGCCUUUAUGUACAUAUCCUACUGUCUCAUACUGGUGGUGGGAAUAAAUAUGUAUUGACAACAGGGUUAUCUGACAUUUUGAGUACUAAGACUUUGCAGUUGUGCUUUUGUUCAUAAUAAAGUGACUGCCAUUACUGA
This is a messenger RNA of Gambusia affinis (western mosquitofish), 4500 nucleotides long. Its product is annotated as myocardial zonula adherens protein. Gene Ontology annotation, biological process: intracellular signal transduction. Gene Ontology annotation, cellular component: intracellular anatomical structure. The record is from RefSeq and is a predicted model, not a curated record. The transcript has 14 exons. NCBI's taxonomy places the organism in Eukaryota, Metazoa, Chordata, Actinopteri, Cyprinodontiformes, Poeciliidae. The coding region runs from base 891 to 2867 and encodes 658 amino acids.